Messenger RNA from Perognathus longimembris pacificus (Pacific pocket mouse), 902 nucleotides. RefSeq names its product all-trans-retinol dehydrogenase [NAD(+)] ADH4-like. Gene Ontology annotation, molecular function: S-(hydroxymethyl)glutathione dehydrogenase [NAD(P)+] activity; zinc ion binding. Bases 80 to 673 code for a protein of 197 amino acids. The record is from RefSeq and is a predicted model, not a curated record. Gene Ontology annotation, cellular component: cytosol. Gene Ontology annotation, biological process: formaldehyde catabolic process. NCBI's taxonomy places the organism in Eukaryota, Metazoa, Chordata, Mammalia, Rodentia, Heteromyidae. The transcript is spliced from 6 exons.
AGCGUUCUAGUGGAGGUAGACAGCUUCUCAAGCCAGAAAAUAUCCAAAGCAAGCUUCCCAAAAGGAAAGAAGAAAAAAAAUGAGCACCAAGGGAAAGGUUAUUAAAUGCAAAGCAGCUGUUGCCUGGGAAGCAGGUAAGCCCUUGUCUAUUGAAGAAGUGGAAGUGGCUCUGCCUAAGGCUCAUGAAGUUCGAAUACAGGUAAUCGCCACUUCUGUCUGCCAUACUGAUGCUUUUAAUAUCGAUCCUAAUUUCAAGAAUGAUUUGUUCCCAGUGAUUAUUGGCCAUGAGUGUGCAGGAAUUGUGGAAAGCAUUGGACCAGGAGUGACCAACUUCAAACCAGGUGACAAAGUAAUUCCAUUCUUUACACCUCAGUGUAAAAAAUGCAAGUUCUGUCUGAGUCCACGGACAAACAUUUGUGGAAAAAUGAGUAAUUUGAAAACUCCUGUCUCUGAUCAAAAUCUAAUGGAAGAUAAAACCAGCAGGUUUACCUGCAAAGGAAAGCCAGUUUACCAUUUCAUGGGAGUCAGCGCAUUCUCUCAGUACACCGUGGUAUCUGAUGUCAACCUUGCCAAAAUAGAUGAUGAUGCAAAUUUAGAGCGUGUGUGUCUGUUUGGAUGUGGGUUUUCAUCUGGCUAUGGUGCAGCAAUCAACACUGCCAAGGUAAAUUAUUAAACAGUCCAGGGUUACAAACAGUGGUUCCUGGGAGGCAAUGUAAAGAAGCCAGCAUUAAUUAUCUUGCCUGUUUUGUUUCUUGCUCUGUGGUAAAUAAUUUAACUUCUCCAGAAAAUUACUCACUGAUAAUACUUAGGAGAAUAGUUAAAUUAUACCACCUAUGUAAAAUAUCUGGCCUCAUAGCUGGCAAAUGCUUAGCACCUGUUACAUGUUAGAUGAUAAAUCAUCC